AUGGACUACAGCAUGGAAGACACGCAGAACUCAGCGCCCGACGCGCAGCAAGCUAACAAGCUGAGCUCCUCUGGUCAAAAAAGCGACACCCAGAGCGUGACCAAGCGCCUGCAAGCUGAGCUUAUGCAACUCAUGCUCUCUCCCUCGCCCGGCAUCUCCGCAUUCCCGGACGCAGACGGCAACCUGCUGUCGUGGACAGCAACCAUCACCGGUCCGACUGAGACUCCCUACGAGGGCCUGACACUCAAACUCUCCUUCGCAUUCCCCAAUAACUACCCCUACUCGCCCCCAACAGUCCUCUUCAAGACUCCAAUCUACCACCCCAACGUCGACUUCUCCGGCCGCAUCUGCCUCGACAUCCUCAAGGACAAGUGGAGCGCCGUCUACAACGUCUCGAGUGUUUUGCUCAGCUUGCAAAGCUUGCUGGGUGAGCCUAAUAAUGCGAGCCCCCUGAACGCCCAAGCUGCCGAGCUUUGGGACUCGGACCAGGCGGAAUUUAAGCGCCACGUUCUCGCCCGCCACCAAGAUCUGGACGAGGAAUAG
This is a messenger RNA of Penicillium vulpinum, 543 nucleotides long. Its product is annotated as putative ubiquitin conjugating enzyme (UbcK). The transcript has 3 exons. The record is from RefSeq and is a predicted model, not a curated record. Lineage: Eukaryota; Fungi; Ascomycota; Eurotiomycetes; Eurotiales; Aspergillaceae. Bases 1 to 543 code for a protein of 180 amino acids.